This is a messenger RNA of Engraulis encrasicolus (European anchovy), 879 nucleotides long. RefSeq names its product chymotrypsinogen 2-like. Gene Ontology annotation, molecular function: serine-type endopeptidase activity. The transcript has 7 exons. The record is from RefSeq and is a predicted model, not a curated record. NCBI's taxonomy places the organism in Eukaryota, Metazoa, Chordata, Actinopteri, Clupeiformes, Engraulidae. The coding region runs from base 1 to 783 and encodes 260 amino acids. Gene Ontology annotation, biological process: proteolysis.
AUGGCCAUGCUCUGGAUUGCCAGCUGUUUCGCUCUUGUGGCGUCUGCCCUGGGCUGUGGUGUGCCUGCCAUUAAGCCCGUGGUGAGUGGCUAUAGCAAGAUCGUCAACGGUGAGGACGCCGUGUCUGGAUCCUGGCCCUGGCAAGUGUCACUGCAGAGAUCCAAUGGAUUCCACUUCUGCGGAGGUUCUCUGAUCAACGAGUACUGGAUUCUGACUGCUGCUCACUGCACUUUUAAAGCCAGGAACGACCAUGUUGUACUUGGGGAUCACGAUCGUAGCUCCGGCGAUGAACCCACCCAGAAACUCAAGGUCCACAAGGCCAUCCCCCACCCCAAAUACGGUGCCAGCAGCCUCACCAACGAUCUGCAGCUGCUGAAGCUGUCCACCCCUGCCAAGUUCACCGACCGUGUGUCCCCCGUCUGUGUGGCCAAAACCAACUACCCCCCUCUCACCCAGUGUGUCACCACCGGUUGGGGAAGGACAGGCUCCACCUCCAGUCCUCCCGUCCUGCAGCAGGCAGCCCUGCCCCUGAUCAGCAAUGAGGAGUGUUACAAUCACUGGUGGGGCAAGCUCACCGACUCCAUGAUGUGUGCCGGAGGCUACAGCAUCUCAUCCUGUCAGGGUGAUUCUGGCGGCCCCCUGGUGUGCGAGACGUCCGGCGUGUGGACCCAGGUGGGAGUCGUCUCCUGGGGCACCAGCACCUGCAAUCCCGAGGUGCCCGCCAUCUACACCGACGUGGCCUACAUGCGCGACUGGAUCGACCAGACCAUGGCCCGCAACUAGACCUGACGCUAGAUUAACCCUAACCCUUUCCCUAACCCCGUCUACACCGACGUGGCCUACAUGCGCGACUGGAUCCACCAGACCAUGGCCCGCAAC